CCGAGCUCCCCCGCGUCCGCCUCGACAGCCGCUCGCCCUGCAACCACCAACCAUUCAUCAACGAUGACGUAUCAUCAUCAUCAUCGUCCUCCAACGGUUCAGCAUCGAUUCUCAACUGUCACCGUUUCAUCAUCGGCAAUAACAAAUCAUCAUCAUCAUCAUCAUCCGAUCAUCAGCAAGACCGAUUUUGUCUUAGAACAAAACAAGCCACAGUUCGCGAAGAGGACGAAGAAAAUGAUGAUAACGAUGAUUUCACUUUAAUGGCGAUUAUUGAUGAUGAUAAGCAGUGUGGUGAUGAUUAUAGGCGUCAUAAUAAGAUGAUAAAGAAUAGUGAUUUUUCUGAUGAUAGUUCUACUUUGAAAAGUGAUAGGUCGGUGAUGAGAAAUGAAGAUGGUUUCGAUGAUGCAAAUGCGAUGAUGAUGAAAAUCAGACAGCAGCAGCAGGUCGGUGACGCAGAGAUGGCGCCAGGAGAUAGGUGCGUGUCGGAGUGCGUCAGCAUGGGAGCUUCAUCGGAUUAUAAUAAAGGUGAGUGCAAGUCAAAGACACUGCCCAGAACCGAACGAUCGAAAAAUGCAGAUACUUCCUACGAGAAGGCAUGCAGGCGCGGAUCGGCCCCUGCGACACCUGUGUUGGGGUCGAGGCCCUCGACAGGGCCGAAUCAGGGCCAGGAUUGUCAUAGUCCACAACAAACCAAACAGGAACAACAGCACACGCCGAGCAGACUGGCCAGUUUCUUUUCUAAACGAUCAUUUCGUUCGAACCCUCUGAAACGAACGAAAAGUGUUACGAAGCUAGAAAGGUGCCGAAGGGGCGGCCAAAACUGCGGGAUUUCUUCAGGGGGCGCAAUGUCAUCCUCGCACGGUGGGAUGAUGGUCACCAGGGGCGGACUCAGGGGCUCCAGGUCGCACGAGAGCCUUCUCGGAGGACAUGCAGCUUUAUCGACAAUAGAAUUAGGCUGCGGUGAAGUCGUGGUGGCCCCUGUACAUGCCAGCGUUGCUGGAAGACAAUGGUGCUUUGAGGUCCGUGGUGGUUCAAGACCACCAAGGUACUUCUGUUGCUCGUCUCGAGAGGAAAGGGACUUGUGGAUGCACAGUUUACGACAGUCUAUUCAACCAUCAGCUGAUCAACUGCCAAGAACUGAUAACUCUUUAAAACUUUGGUUGUUGGAAGCUAAAUGUUUACCACCGAAAAGAAAGUAUUACUGUGAUGUCCUGCUCGAUGGAACUUUGCAUGCUAGGACUGCUGCCAAAGCAAGAGGUGAAAUAUUAUUCUGGGGUGAGCUCUUCGACUUAACAGAUCUACCAACAGAUGUAAAAGAACUUAAAGUCGAAGUCUACAGAGAAGGAGAUCGAAAACGAAAAAGGGACAAACAAAUCUUAGUCGGUUCAGUCAGGAUACCAGUGAACGAACUCGAUGGCAGAUACUUCACGGAAAGAUGGUAUCCCAUUUUAUCAGAAAAAGAUUUCAAUGCCAGCGGAAGUCUGUCCAGAAGUACAACCACGAGUUCUGGUCAAAGAGAUGGUCCUACCUUGAGAUUGAAGGCAAGGUAUCAAUCGACAAGAGUAAGGCCUCUUGCAGAUUACGAGAACUUCACCGAGUACUUGAGAAGAAAUUAUAAACUGGUGUGCGAGAGCUUGGAACCUGUCAUAGGUGUGAAAGCCAAAGAAGACAUUGCUUCGUCAAUGGUUUUAUUGAUGCAGUCUUUAGGACAAGCCGGACCCUUUUUAGCAGAUGUGGUAUCUCUCGAUUUAUUAAGGGUCGGUGAUCAACGAUUGACCUUCCGAGGAAAUUCUUUGGCAACCAAAGCUAUGGAAGCAUUCUUGAAACUUACAGGCGAACAGUACUUACAGGACACGCUAGGUCCACCAGUACGAGCAAUAUUAGCAUCGAGUGCAACUUGUGACUGCGAAGUGGAUCCUGCAAGAGGUGGAGUGUCCCCGAAUUCAACACAAUUGCUGAAGAAUCAAAAUGCUUUAAGAGAAGCCGUCAGCAGUGUUUGGACUUCGGUGAAACAUAGUCAUGAGGCAUUUCCUUUGCAGAUUCGAGAAUGCUUUGCCACUUUUAGAAGAAGGCUUGCACAGUUAAAUCGACAGGACAUGGCUGACAAUCUGAUCUCAGCUUCAAUAUUUUUGAGAUUUUUAUGUCCAGCUAUAUUGUCGCCUAGUUUGUUCAACAUCACAAAUGAAUAUCCUGAUGACAGAGCAGCCAGAAACUUGACACUCGUUGCAAAGACUUUGCAGACGUUGGCUAAUUUCACAAAGUUUCAAGGAAAAGAAGGUUUUAUGGAAUUUUUGAACGACUUUCUGCUACAAGAGGCACCUCAUAUGAAGGAGUUCUUAUACAGGAUAUCGGCUCCUGUGCCUCCACAACCAGAUCACACAAAUACGAUCUCAUCGUGUUCAUCUACAACGACUCAGUGGAGUGGACAUAUCGAUAGAGGAAAACAAUUGUCUUUGCUUCAGGGUCUUCUGUUAGAAAGUUUGCCCAAAGUUCCUCCUAAUAAACAGCAAGACUUACAAGAACUGAAAAGGAUACUCGAUGCACUUGUAUAUAAGCCAGAGCAACAGAUCAGGGACAGCAGGGGAUCUAUGGUUAUCACGGAUAAUAUAUUCAGGUUCAACGAUCCCACAGUCCAAAACACAAUGCCAGUCUCCAACGUCUCCUUAACCGAAGCCAAAUUACAAAAAUCUCCAUCGACAAUCAUAACCCCGACAAGCAACUGUGUCCAAAACAGCUUGGUAACAAGCAGCACCGAAAUAAACAACGUCACUGCCGAUGAUCCACCUAUAACUCAGCAACCAUCACCGACCAGAGUGUUCAAUUAUCCUAAAAAGUCACCAAAUUUGGGAGUACGUGCUGCCACUUUGCCUCGAAAUACUUACAAUCAAAUCUGCACAGUUGAGAUUUGCGAUAACCCGAAUGAAGGCAAUUUGAUUCCUAUCGGUUUGGAGACUUCUAGUGCUUUUGUGAGGAAGAGUCCGACUCCUAAACAUAGCAAGUUGCGUACAAAUUCGCAAGCGAGUUUGGUGAGUGACCGGUUGAAUGUUUUUGAUAACGACAGGAUUAAUUGUAAUGUUAAAAACACUGCCAAUUUGGACGAGUUAUCAGACUUGUUUGCGUAUGCUGAUGAACAGAAUGUAGAUUUGGUUAAUAAUGCUAAUAACGUUGCACAAAAUCAUGUGCAGAAUAAAGGAUCCAACAUAUCCAUCGGACAGUUGUCGAAUGUGUGCAGUUCUGGUUACCAAAGUAUUACUACCCAAAGUCAAAGUUCAAGCCCGACAGAUUUGAUUAAUCCCAUUAAGAUUAAAAUGAAAACUGAUAACAAAUCUGGACAGGACAAUGGUGGUAAUAAUAACAUGGCUUUAGCGUUUGAAAAUCCUGUGUACCACAUGGAUUUUCAAAACAAGAACUCCAAAAAGUUGAUUGAAAAUUCCUUAACGCCUUCAAGUUCCGAAGAAAAUUUACAAAGACCUGCUAAUUAUAUUAGUUCACCUUUAGACACUCCCAGUCCGGUGAUGAGGAGGAAUUUAAGGAUACCCAGGACGAAUCCUGGAUUGUCUUACCGGAACAAUCGUAUGUCUGAUGAGAAAAGAAUCGAUGAACACAGGUACGAGAUCGAUAGGAAUGUUAAAGAUUUAGCAAGUGUUGAGAACGAACAAAAUUAUUUAGCCAAUAAGUUUAAGAGAUCUUUGGAUAAAAUAAAUUCACCGGAUUAUGGGUAUGGAAACAACUACGAGUACCACAGGAAUUAUGAUAAUAAAUCCAGUCCGGUGCACCAAACUAUCGGUAUCCCUUUGCAACAUUCGCAUUCGAACAACAGUUUGUACUACCCAAAUUCCAACUUAAGCCACUCGUACUCCAAUACAAGUUUACAAAACUCUUCGAACAAACGCUUGCAGUAUUUUGAUCAACAAGGAUACAAAAACGGAACUGGGUACAACAACGACUGCAACCGAGGCUAUUUAAACAAACUCAACCUAAACUUCGAUGAACAAAAUUACGAGUGCUCCCACGGUUACAAAAACAAAUCCACCUACGAUGACCAGCACGUAACAAACCAUCAUCUGAACUACGAUAGUGAGAAUAUGAAUCCAGAUAGUGCCUAUCAAUCGGCAGAUGUUGUCCAUUGUUCAGGCAGUUUGCAGAAGAAGUUAUCGAGAAGGUUGGUGGAGACUGAUAGUUCCAGUGAGUCAGAGAUUCAGUCGAGGUCUGAGUGUUCGCAGAGAUCGAACAGGACUGUGGAGCAGUGCGAAAUGGAGAUCGCAAGGUUGCAGAGGACUAUCGACAGGUUGCAAGCCAAGUUGCAGAGGAGUGGGAAGAACGGACACCAGCAGUAUACUGUGUCCGAUGAUAAUAAAAUGAAGAGUAUCAUUGCCAGGAUGUUGAGUGUCGAAGAGGAGCGCAAACGCGAACAAAUGAAGAUGUCCCUGGCCCUGUCGCACAAGCAGCGCGUUAUAGACGCCCAGGGACAGCAAAUAGCGGCCCUCGACGCCGCCAACAGCCGCCUUUUGAGCGCCCUCAGCAGCCUCAGGCACACCUCGGGCCCUACUGCGGUCAAUCUGAACAGCCCCAACUCGAAUAACGACGCCGACGACGAAGCCUAAGGGGGAAAGAUACGUAGGGAUAAA
Molecule: messenger RNA, 4628 nt
Organism: Ctenocephalides felis (cat flea)
Lineage: Eukaryota; Metazoa; Arthropoda; Insecta; Siphonaptera; Pulicidae
Product: probable Ras GTPase-activating protein
Exons: 15
Coding region: 261-4604 (1447 amino acids)
Biological process (GO): regulation of GTPase activity
Source: RefSeq, a predicted model, not a curated record